This is a messenger RNA of Pseudomyrmex gracilis, 2581 nucleotides long. It is a transcript of the gene EloA, whose product is annotated as transcription elongation factor B polypeptide 3. Gene Ontology annotation, cellular component: nucleus; elongin complex. The transcript is spliced from 8 exons. Bases 62 to 2227 code for a protein of 721 amino acids. Gene Ontology annotation, biological process: transcription elongation by RNA polymerase II. Lineage: Eukaryota; Metazoa; Arthropoda; Insecta; Hymenoptera; Formicidae. The record is from RefSeq and is a predicted model, not a curated record.
CUCCGCCAGUCUCGCCACAAGCGAACAGCUCGAGCAGCUGGUGAUCGCCAGUGAUUGCAAUAUGUCGUUGGUCGAUAAAAUUUGCUAUUAUCAGCGAAACUUAGAGAAAUAUGUGGAUGACAAGGAACGGAUAUUGCAUUGUAUUUCCAAAUUGCAUAACCUACCGGUGACGGUGCAGCAUCUACAGGAAACGGGAGUGGGAAGAACUGUAAAUAGCUUCAGAAAGUAUGAGGGUACUGUUGGCGAUGCUGCGAGGGCCCUUGUUUUCAAAUGGAAGACAAUGGUGGCGGACGAAGAAUCUAGCGAUGGUGAGGAUGAAGACGAGCCUUGUGUACCUGAUGUUCACAAAAAUUAUCCCGACAGCCAGGCAUCACCAAAGGCAGUAGAUUUACAAGAAAACGCGUCGUCUGAUCAAUCGAUAGAAUCAAAAUAUAAAGAAAAUAAAAGUAGACAUAGAGAAGGUAAAAGUGAAACGACCACAAAAUACAACACAAUGUGUUCAUCCAAAUCAAAGACAGAAGAUAAGCACGAACUGAACAACAAGAGCAAACACUCUUCCAAGCAUCAUUCCCAUAGUGAGAAAAAGUCUUUGAUUAUUGAAAAGGAAUCAAAAAGCAGUAAGUCAAAUGUAAAAAAGGAGGAAACUCAUAGUUCAACGAAACAAAGCCAUAAUAAAACAGAUGAUUCGAUGAAGAAAGAUAAGAUCAACUUAACCGUCAGAGAUAACGAGGAUGACAGUAGAAAAAGAAAGGGAGAUACGGUGAAUGUUUCAAAAGAAAACAAGAAGAGAAGACUGACAGAUGUUAAAACCGACGAGGAGAAGUCCAAGUUACUUAAUGGGGACAAGAAUUUUUCUUGUUCGAAAUCUUCCGGGAGUAAUGAACAAAGCGACAAACAGAAGAAGCAAGAAAAAUCCAAGAGCAGUUCCGUCAAGCUCAAACCGGAAGAAUUGAACAACAAAACCAAGGAUAGCGGUGAGAAACAAAAGUUUAAAAAGGACGAGGACAAGAAUCACAAGAAACACGACGCGAAAAAAGAAUCCAGCCAUCAUUCUAAAAAGGAGAGUUCCAAAGUUAGAUCAUCCAGCGACAAGGAUCACAACAAGAGUAAGGAAAAAAAUAUAAAAAGCGAGCACGCGGAAAACAAAAGCAAACGUACGAAGAUCAAGGUGAAGCAAGAAAUAAAUAGCGACGAUGGGAUUGAUUGCAACUCCGGAACAAGUUUUGCAGAAGCGCUUGGCAUGUGCACCGUGUCUCAGCCGUUGAAAAAACGUGCCAACAACUCGCUCGCUCAAAGUUCCAGCAAGCUCGUUAAAACGGAACGAUUGUCGCCUCCGAUUAGUAACAAAAAGAUCGCGGUAAAAACUGAGCCGGAAUCCAGCGACGCUUCGAAUCCGUCUCUUUUGGCCCCGAAUAUCAAAUUGGAACCGCUGAGCGCAGAUUUGGUAACUUUUACGUUGCCGGAAAUCAGUCCCAAUUACAAGCCGUUGCCACACGUCAACUCCAUCAGUAGUCGUAGAGAAGAGUUUAAACCAAUCGACGAUAUCAUUUACGUCAAGAAUCAAAGAACAAAAGUAUACUCUGGUAACAAACCCACUGCGCGAUAUGGUGCGAAGGUGCCCACGUUGUACGAAUUGUGCCUCAGAGUAUUGAUGGACAAUAUUGACGCUCUCGAAUAUACCGGCGGUGUACCGUAUGACAUAUUAAAGCCGGUUCUGGAACGGGCUUCGGCUGAACAGUUAUUUACGUUGGAACAUUAUAAUCCGUACCUUAUAGAGGAUACGGAUACGUUAUGGGAAUAUCAUUGUAACAAAGAGUUCAGAAGCAUGGAAAGAAAAGAGAUGGAAUCGUGGCGCGAUAUGUAUAUGCGCUGCUUGGACGAAAGAGAAGCAAAAUUGAAGAACGUCACUGCGAACAUCAAACAGUCCAUUGACAACUCCGUCCCGGUCAGAUCCACAAAGCUCGCGUAUGUGGAUAAUGUUGUGAAGCCACCGCGAAACAUACUGAAGAAGCAAGCGAAGUACGGCACGGCUUCCGCCAUACCUGUCACUGCUUCUAGUGUAAAGAAAAAAUUGUCCAGUCCUGCAGCUAACAAUGCGACAAACAUUGCUGUACCGGCACCGCCAAUGGUUCGAUUUAAGGCAUCAACAUCGAACAACGGGAAAAAGACAAAAGCACCGCUCAUGGCAAAGGCGUUACAAUUAAUAAAGGGACGUUACAAACGGUAGCUCGAAAUGACGUCGAUUUUCGAGAACGUCGGACGUGUAACAUCGGUCGUAAACGACGAUCUUCAUUUCGGAAUUUACGUAUAUGCUGUAUACUGCAAGGCAGUUAUAUAAAAACAAAAACAAAACAAAAAAAAUAUAAACAUCACAUCUCACAUUCAGUGAUUAUUCCGUUGGACUUUGACAAUUUAUACAUUGUACGUAUUUCUUUUGCAUAAUAUUUAUCUCAAACUUUAUGUAAAAAUAAUGGAUCAUAAAUUGAUACAUACAGAAAUUUCUUAUAGAAAUUUCAUCGUAGGAGAAUUAAUGUACAAUUAUCCAUCGAAUAUAUAAUUGUUCAUUAGAGAUGAUUUUAUA